AUGAGGAAGCAGGGACCAGAUGGGGAAGGACAAGAGACGGAUGCCGCUGUUGUCCAACAAGACGAGCAUGUGUCACAAGAGAGCACUCAGGAAACUGAAGAAGUCUCCAGCCCCGCUGUGUUUGUGAACACACGCCGAGGCAAAGGAAACGGUACCAAGAGGAAGAUCUCUGAUACUAAAACUGGGACUGAGUGUGACUCCAAGCUUCCUCCGAGUGCUGCAGAGGCUGACACUGAGGUGGCGGCACGUCAGGGCGCUAAGAAGAGAAAAGUGUCGUCCACCAACGAUCCUGACGAAACUGAGCCUCUGGAGGAUCCUCAGGCCGCUGGCAGUGAGCCGUCAGUCAGUAAGGAUGAAGCACCUGUGCACGGUGAGGCAGAAAAACCUCCCAAAGUGGCAAAAGCUGGUAAAAUUCCUCGUUACCAAGGUCUCCAACUGAAGAGCAAGCCGAUGUUGAAGCCUGUGACUCCCAACUUCAAGAAACUCCACGAGGCACAUUUUAACAAGAUGGAGUCGAUUGACACGUACGUCCAGCGGAAGACCAAGCAGAUUACAGAACUGAAGAAACUUUCAGACAAACCCAAACAGCAGCAAGCUGAUGGCAAAACUCAAGCGAAGCCAAGUCAGAGUCGUGCUUCCAUGUUCAGCCCCGUCCCGGAGAAGAAGAAAGCAGCUGAGGACAAACGCAGACACACUUUGCUCUCAGCCAGUAAAGCUCCUCCGAAUAAACGUGCUGGGAAGGAAGAUGCUCCGUUCAGACCAUCCGUCCUUUCCACCCGGAGGAUCAAUGUUCGGUUUUCAGAAGCCACUCACGACAAUGAAUACAAGAGGUCGAUGGUGAAGACGCCAGCACGCAUGUCGCCCUGCGUGACCUCGAGCACCCCACAGAAAACCUCUGCUGAUGGAGGAAAGCCCAACAAUGUCAAGACUUCGACUUUCUCCGCCACAAAAACUCCAGGCACAUUCGUUUUCACCGGCAACACAAGUACUUUAACAACCCCCGGGACGCAGAAGAAGUCAGCCUUCGAUCUGAAGGCGAGUCUGUCUCGUCCCCUCACCUACAAGCCUCAUACAGGUAAACUGAAGCCGUUUGGAGACACCAAAGAAAACACGGCAGGAAACGUGUCGCUGGUCUCAAACUCUCAUCAGAAAAAUUACAAACAGCACCAGGUCCAGACAAGGGGAGACAGGAGGGCAAAACAAGUGGAAGACAGGAAGCAGAAGAAGGAGAGCAUGCUCGGGGCAAGAAGAGGCCUCGUCAUGAUGUAAAAGUUUGUUUGUAGACGUUUGUACAGCCUGUCGUUCCAGUGUAAAUAUUUUGUCGUCUGCAGCUGACCCAUUUAUUUCUACAUUCUUUCAGCCUGAUGUUGGGAAAUUAGACACGCUCUAUCUAUUGUGCAGUGAUUUUUAGAUUUGACUUGUGCGUUACUUUAACCGCUUUAUAGCUCUGAAUGAUGCGUUUAUGUAUUCUGACGUGUAGAGAAUCGAUGUCCUGUUUUGCUGCAUUUUAAACAGUUAAUUUUGUUCUUAAAAAUUUGAUAUGCUUGCUAUGUUUUUUUUUACUUUUUUUUGGUAAAAGACUGAUAAAAAACAUUGAUGCAAAAGA
Molecule: messenger RNA, 1606 nt
Organism: Morone saxatilis (striped sea-bass)
Lineage: Eukaryota; Metazoa; Chordata; Actinopteri; Moronidae
Gene: nusap1
Product: nucleolar and spindle associated protein 1
Exons: 11
Coding region: 1-1269 (422 amino acids)
Biological process (GO): mitotic cytokinesis; mitotic chromosome condensation; establishment of mitotic spindle localization
Cellular component (GO): microtubule; mitotic spindle; nucleolus
Molecular function (GO): microtubule binding
Source: RefSeq, a predicted model, not a curated record